AUGUAUUCAACAACUCCAUUGGUAGAAGUCGAUAACAAAAUGGAAGUACCUUCGUCUAUAAAAGAACGUCUAGCAAAGGCAAAUCAAGCUCAUUUACUCGACUAUUGGUCAGAAUUAACCAAUGGACAACGGCAAACCCUAUUGCAUGAUAUUAAUGAGAUUGAUUUCGAUCGUGUCACAAAAGCGUACAAUGGUAUAAAACAUGAGUUGACAGAAAAUCAUGCUGGUGAAAAUGUACAACAAGAAAGUAUCGAUGAUCUCAUGGAACCAGUGCCUGAUAGUGUAACAGGAUCUGUCAAUGAUACCAAUAAAGAACUGCUGGAACACUAUCGUCAACAAGGUUUGAAAGCCAUUUCCGAAGGCGCUGUAUGCGUGUUAUUGCUUGCUGGUGGACAAGGAACUCGUUUGGGUGUUGAUUAUCCAAAAGGAAUGUACAAUGUAGGUUUACCAUCGAAGAAAACACUUUAUCAGAUUCAAGCCGAACGUAUUCGCCGACUUGAACAACUAGCUAAUGAACAGUUCCAAACAACAACAUCGACCAUUCCAUGGUUUAUUAUGACGAGUGAACAUACCCAAGAGCAAACUGAAAAAUUUCUUCAUUCGAAUGAUUAUUUCGGUUUAAAACCUGAAAACAUCAUUCUUUUCGAACAGCAUAUUUUACCAGCAUUGAAUUUUCAAGGCAAAAUCUUAAUGGAUGAGAAAUAUAAAUUAACAAAAGCAGCUGAUGGAAACGGUGGUUUAUACCGGGCAUUGACAUCGAAUAAAAUCUUAGAUGAAAUGGAUAAACGCCAUAUUAAAUAUGUUCAUGUUUAUUGCGUUGAUAAUAUUCUUGUUCGUCUGGGUGAUCCCGUUUUUAUUGGAUUUUGUAUCCAGCAAAAUGCUGACUGCGCGGCAAAAGUAGUGAAAAAAGCAUUUGCUAAUGAAGCUGUUGGAGUUAUAUGUAAAGUUCGUGAUCGCUAUCAAGUUGUUGAAUAUUCUGAAAUCUCUCAGAAAACAGCCGAACGGACCAAAGCUGAUAACAGCGGCGAUUUGCUAUUCAAUGCUGGAAAUAUUUGCAAUCAUUUCUUUACAGUCGAUUUUCUUCACGAUGUUUGCAAACAUCACGACGAUGAACUUCGAUAUCAUGUGGCGAAAAAGAAAAUUCCAGCCAUUGACAAAGUUGGCAAGCGAAUUGACAAGCCAAAAGAUAUCAAUGGAGUUAAAUUAGAAAAAUUCGUCUUUGAUGUUUUUCCCUUUGCAAAAACGUUUGCUGUUUGGGAAGUGUGUCGCGAAGAUGAAUUUUCACCGUUAAAAAAUGGUUCAGGACCAAAGGAUACGGCUGAAACAUGUCGAAGAGACUUAAUACAUCAGCAUAUUCGAUAUCUUAAACAGGCGGGUGCUGAGAUAACGGAGUCAGAUGAAACUAUUUGUGAAAUCUCUCCUCUUGUUUCGUAUGCUGGAGAAAACUUAGACCUUGUCAAAGGGCAGACAUUAAAUUCUUCGAUUGUUAUCGAUGUUGAUAUCAAAACACAAAAACCUGAAAUUAUCGUCACAUCUAAAAAUUCUUCUUAA
Adineta ricciae is the source of this 1551-nucleotide messenger RNA. The record is from the annotation of a GenBank genome assembly. NCBI's taxonomy places the organism in Eukaryota, Metazoa, Rotifera, Eurotatoria, Adinetida, Adinetidae.